Molecule: messenger RNA, 3102 nt
Organism: Rattus norvegicus (Norway rat)
Lineage: Eukaryota; Metazoa; Chordata; Mammalia; Rodentia; Muridae
Gene: Safb
Product: scaffold attachment factor B
Exons: 21
Coding region: 95-2917 (940 amino acids)
Cellular component (GO): nucleus
Molecular function (GO): RNA binding; nucleic acid binding
Source: RefSeq, marked validated
AAAAAAAAAAUAAUAACAAAUCCAAAAAACACACCCACGCAAGCCCACUGACCCGGUUCUGUGUGAAGUGGGCGACGGAACCAGGGUCCCUGGAAUGGCGGAGACUCUGUCGGGUUUAGGAGACUCGGGUGCGGCAAGCGCAGCGGCCGUGAGCUCCGCGGCGUCAGAGACCGGGACGCGGCGGCUCAGCGACCUGCGGGUGAUCGACCUGCGGGCGGAGCUGCGGAAGCGAAACCUCGACUCGAGCGGCAACAAGAGCGUGCUGAUGGAGCGGCUUAAGAAGGCCAUUGAAGAGGAAGGUGGGAAUCCUGAUGAAAUUGAAGUCAUCUCAGAAGGCAACAAGAAGAUGCCUAAGAGGCCCAGCAAAGGGAAGAAACCAGAAGACGAGGGUGUGGAGGACAACGGGCUCGAGGAGAAUUCUGGGGAUGGGCAGGAGGAUGUGGAAACCAGCCUGGAGAACCUGCAAGACAUGGAUAUGAUGGACAUCAGUGUGCUGGAUGAGGCUGACAUUGAUAAUGGCAGCGUGGCAGACUGUGUGGAGGAAGAAGAGGAGGCCACACUCCCUGAGGGCCUAGGAGACAGCACUGAACUGGUAGAAGGCGACUCGAAGGGGCUCCCAGAACAGCUGCAGGAGCAUGCUAUAGAUGACAAGGAAGCCAUUAACAAUGUAGAUACAUCAUCAUCUGACUUCACCAUCCUGCAGGAGAUGGAAGAGGCAUCUUUGGAGCCAGAAAAUGAGAAAAUACUCGACAUUUUGGGGGAAACUUGUAAAUCUGAGCCAGUAAAAGAAGAAGGUUCGGAGCUGGAGCAGCCCUUUGCCCAGGCCACGAGUAGCGUGGGGCCAGACAGGAAGCUGGCGGAGGAAGAGGACCUAUUUGAGAGCUGCGGCCACCCGGAAGAGGAAGAAGAAGAGGAGGAAGAAGAGGAGCAGGAAGAGGAGCAGGAGGAGGAGGGAGAUUUAGCUUUGGCCAGCAGCAGCAAGUCUGAGUCUUCAAGCACUCGAUGUCAGUGGAGCGAGGCAGACGCCCUGUUAGCAGUAGUGAAAAGGGAGCCGGCAGAGGCGCCUGGCGGAGGCACUGGGAUGGACCGCGAGCCUGUAGGGCUAGAGGAGCCAGUUGAACAGAGUAGCACGGCUGCCCAGCUCCCGGAGACCACCAGCCAGGAGCUGGUGCGAGCGCCCACGGCAGCCCCGAGCCCUGAGCCCCGAGAUAGCAAAGACGACGUGAAGAAGUUUGCUUUUGACGCUUGUAAUGACGUCCCUGCGGCUCCUAAAGAGUCCUCAGCCAGUGAGGGCGCUGAUCAGAAAAUGAGUUCUGUGGAAGAUGACUCGGAUACAAAAAGGCUUUCCAGAGAGGAGAAGGGUCGCAGCAGCUGUGGUAGGAAUUUCUGGGUUAGUGGCCUUUCAUCUACGACCAGAGCCACAGAUCUGAAGAACCUUUUUAGCAGAUACGGGAAGGUGGUGGGAGCUAAGGUUGUGACGAACGCCCGGAGUCCCGGAGCUCGCUGUUACGGCUUUGUCACUAUGUCCACAGCUGAAGAGGCAACAAAGUGCAUUAACCAUUUGCAUAAGACUGAGCUGCAUGGCAAGAUGAUCUCGGUGGAAAAGGCCAAAAGUGAGCCCGCUGGCAAAAGAGUACCUGACAGGCGAGAUGGCGACAGCAAGAAAGAGAAGACCAGCACCAGUGACAGAUCUGCAAACCUUAAGAGGGAGGAGAAAGGUGACAGAAAAGACGAUGCCAAGAAGACGGAUGAUGGGAGCACAGAGAAGAGCAAGGAUGCAGAUGACCAAAAGCCUGGGCCUUCAGAGCGCUCUCGAACAACCAAGUCAGGAAGCCGUGGCACUGAGCGUACUGUGGUGAUGGACAAGUCCAAAGGUGUGCCUGUCAUCAGUGUGAAGACUUCUGGUUCUAAAGAGAGAGCCUCCAAAAGUCAGGACCGAAAGUCUGUCAGCCGGGAGAAGCGGUCUGUUGUGUCCUUUGACAAGGUUAAAGAGUCUCGAAAGUCCAGAGACUCGGAGUCACGGAGGGAGCGGGAGCGGGAGCGCAGUGAGCGGGAGCAAAGGCUGCAGGCCCAGUGGGAGCGGGAGGAGCGAGAGCGGCUGGAGAUUGCCCGGGAGCGCCUGGCUUUCCACCGACAUAGGCUGGAGCGUGAACGCAUGGAGAGGGAACGGUUGGAGCGGGAGCGCAUGCAUGUGGAACAGGAGCGGAGGCGUGAGCAAGAGCGCAUUCACCGAGAGCGAGAGGAGCUUCGGCGUCAGCAGGAACUGCGCUAUGAACAGGAGCGGAGGCCUGCUGUGCGCAGGCCCUAUGAAGUAGAUGGCCGGCGAGAUGAUGCCUAUUGGCCAGAAGCUAAACGGGCUGCGCUGGAUGACCGUUACCACUCAGACUUCAGUCGCCAGGACCGCUUUCAUGACUUCGACCACAGAGACAGAGGCCGCUAUCCCAACCACUCUGUGGAUAGGAGAGAAGGUUCACGGUCGAUGAUGGGAGACAGAGAAGGACAGCAUUACCCUGAGCGCCAUGGAGGACCUGAACGCCAUGGCCGGGACUCUCGAGAUGGCUGGGGCUAUGGCUCAAACAAGAGACUGAGUGAAGGCCGGGGGCUGCCCCCUCCUCCCAGGCGUGACUGGGGAGAGCAUGGCCGGAGACUUGAAGAUGACCGGGCAUGGCAGGGCACAGCUGAUGGAGGCAUGAUGGAGCGUGAUCACAAGAGAUGGCAAGGUGGUGAGAGGAGCAUGUCUGGCCACUCAGGGCCCGGUCACAUGAUGAAUCGUGGUGGCAUGUCAGGGCGAGGCAGUUUUGCCCCCGGAGGAGCUUCCCGUGGCCAUGUGAUCCCACGUGGAGGGAUGCAGGCAGGCUUCGGCGGACAGAGCCGGGGCAGCAGACCCAGUGAUGCCCGCUUCACCCGCCGCUAUUGAGCACCUAAACCACCCAACCAUGACCUCCAAGUCCUCUUAGGACUACCCUCCCGCCAUUGUACAAAGGAUUUUUUUUUUUUUAUCUGCUGCCAUAUUGUAGCUUGUUACGAUGUGAAUUUGUUUUCAUUUUUGUUCCUGUUUUUUUGUAAUAAAGGUGUUUCUGUUCAUGUGCCCUUUACUUCAAA